Molecule: messenger RNA, 13393 nt
Organism: Sphaerodactylus townsendi
Lineage: Eukaryota; Metazoa; Chordata; Lepidosauria; Squamata; Sphaerodactylidae
Gene: NDST1
Product: N-deacetylase and N-sulfotransferase 1
Exons: 16
Coding region: 29-3769 (1246 amino acids)
Cellular component (GO): Golgi apparatus
Molecular function (GO): deacetylase activity; heparan sulfate N-sulfotransferase activity
Source: RefSeq, a predicted model, not a curated record
GGAAUCUGAACUCUCUCUCAAAGCAAGGAUGACUUUGUUGGUAAGGAUCCGGAGGAGUUUCCGCCAGGUAUCUCCUCAGCUGGUGCUGUUCCUGCUGUUUGCCUUCUGCCUGCUCAGUGUUUUUAUCUCAGCAUAUUAUUUAUAUGGGUGGAAGAGGGGACUGGAGCCCUCUGGGGACAUCCCCAGCCCAGACUGUGAUGAACCGAAGAUUGCUCCGUCACGCUUGCUUCCACUAAAGCCCAUCAAAGUGGUAGAUUCUUCUCGUACGGAUCCUUUGGUUCUAGUGUUUGUGGAAAGCCUUUACUCUCAGCUGGGCCAGGAGAUUGUGGCCAUCUUGGAAUCCAGCCGUUUCAAAUACCUGACAGAGAUCGCUCCUGGGAAGGGGGACAUGCCCACGCUGACAGACAAGGACCGAGGGCGCUUUGCACUGAUCAUCUAUGAGAACAUUCUGAAGUACGUGAAUCUGGAUGCUUGGAACCGUGAGCUCCUGGACAAGUACUGCGUAGAGUAUGGUGUUGGAAUCAUUGGCUUUUUCAAGGGUCAGAACAGCUUAGCUAGGAUGGAGCUAGAGGAGCAUGUGAGAAUUCUAAAAAUGACCAAGCAACAGCUUCAGGAGGAAUGCCAGAAGCAGAAUAUAUCCUGUGAGAACAAGUCUGUAGAUGAGAUGAAGGCUCUCCUGCUAAGUAAGUUGAUGGCAGCAGGGGCAGCUUCAGCUCUCACUACCCAAACAAGCCCCAGCCCAAACGAUGCAGUCCGGAUCCAGGAGUUAGAACUGGAAAAGUUGAGGCUGCAGGCAGAGAAAGAGAUAGAACUCCAGAGGCUGAGAAUCCAGGAGGAGCAACGCAAAGAGGUGCAAAGACAGGAAGACAGAGAAGCCCGCAGGAGAGAGCGCGAGUGGGAGGAAAAGAUGCUGGAGAGAAAGGAGAAGAUGCAGCAGGAACAGAGGAAGCAUGACCUCGAGAUGUUGCUGCAAGCUGAUCUGGUGUCAGAGUCUGAUAUUCUGCCCAACACAUCAUUUCAAAUCCAGGGGAUUGGUGGGAGCCCCCUGACUGUUCCUGUGGCACGGAUGCCUGUGGAAUGGAGAGGGUUGGUGGGCCUCACGAAAAUGGGGGUUAUGAAGGACCAGCCCUACCCUGUGUUGAUUGGCCGGGACCUUCUGGGAGGCCAGUACUCAGUAAAUGUGGUGCAGCAGGAAGCUGAGGGUUUCGAGGAGGCAGAACUAGAGGGCGCUGAGGCUGGCUUUGGCUCAGAGGAGCAGAUAGCGGAAUGUUUGGGUGCACCAGAAGGGUUUCUGAAAGAGGUUCAGUGUGAUCCUAGUCUGGAACAACUUCGCCAAGUGGCUAUAGAUCAAGAGGUGGAAUUCUCUGAGGCCCUGUCUGAGCAAGUUGUCUGGAAGCAGGGAAGAGAACGGCUUAAAGAUAUGAUGAGUGUUGUUCAGGAGAACCUAGCCAAGGCCCAAGCCACACAGAGCAGUUGGUAUGAUAAGACAGCAAGGUCUCGUACUUUUGAGUUAGGGGACAAAGUGAUGGUUUUUCUGCCUCUUCGCUCAGACAAGCUGAAGGCGGCAUGGGAAGGACCGCAUGUGAUUGUGGAUAGGCUGGAUGAUGUUACUUAUGCAGUGGCAUUGGAAAGGUCUGGGGAAAAGACCAAGGUUGUACAUGUUAAUAUGCUGAAGCCAUAUCUUGAGAGGAGGAUGGUGUUGAAUGUGACUAGGAGAGAGGAGGGAGACGAGGAACCAGAUGACACCUUAGUGGAUGUUUUGGCCCACUUCUCUGAAUCUGCUCAGUGGGAGGAGCUGGUGUGGCCUGCAAGUGUACCGGUAAUAGACAAGGAAAGAAUCCUGUCAGUGUUGCACAGGUUUGAGGAUGUUUUUAGGAAAGAACCAGGGAGGACGACCUUGGCUAAGCAUGGAAUAGAUACAGGGACCCAUGGACCUAUCCAGUGCCCCCCUUACCGGGUGAAUGGGCGAGUGCUGGCAGAUGUCCGGAGGGAGGUAGAAGAGAUAUUGGGACUGGGAGUGACCCCUCGGGAGAAAAACUUGUCUUCAGUGCAAAAAGAAUGUUUGGCAAUUGUAUGGGCACUGGACAAACUGCGACCUUACUUGUGGGGGCAAGAAUUUACCCUCUUGACAGACCAUUCAUCCCUCCAAUGGCUGCAGACUAUGAAGAACUCAAACACUAAGCUGCAGAGGUGGUCAUGGAGGAUUCAGGAAUUCAACAUGAAGAUUGAACACAUUGCUGGACAGGAGCAUGGCAUUCCACUGACAUGGGCUAUGCUGUGGCACCAUCAUUCAGGAGUGUACCCGGUCCCGCGUUACAGCUAUAUGGCGUGGAAGCAGGUGUGGGGGAUGCGGAGUCCGCGAGCACGAAGAGAGCAUGGCAUUCCCACUGACAUGGGCUAUGCUGUGGCACCCCAUCAUUCAGGAGUGUACCCGGUCCACGUGCAGCUAUAUGAAGCGUGGAAGCAGGUGUGGGGGAUCAGAGUCACGAGCACCGAAGAGUAUCCUCACCUCAAGCCAGCCCGCUAUCGACGUGGCUUCAUCCAUAAUGGAAUCAUGGUUCUCCCACGACAGACAUGUGGCUUAUUCACACACACCAUAUUCUACAAUGAAUAUCCUGGUGGCUCCAGUGAACUGGAUAAAAUUAUCAACGGAGGCGAGCUUUUCCUGACUGUGCUACUUAACCCCAUCAGUAUCUUCAUGACUCACCUUUCCAAUUACGGCAAUGACCGCCUGGGUUUGUACACCUUUAGACACCUGGUUCGUUUCCUCAACUCCUGGACUAACUUGAAAUUUCAGACGCUGCCGCCUGUGCAACUGGCACAGAAGUAUUUCCAGAUAUUCUCAGAGGAGAAAGACCCACUAUGGCAGGAUCCUUGUGAGGACAAACGUCACAAGGACAUAUGGUCCAAAGAGAAGACCUGUGAUCGGUUCCCCAAGCUGCUAAUCAUUGGUCCUCAGAAGACAGGUACCACGGCCCUCUAUCUGUUCCUGGGGAUGCAUCCUGACCUGAGCAGUAACUAUCCCAGCUCAGAGACCUUUGAGGAGAUCCAGUUCUUCAAUGGGCAUAAUUACCACAAGGGCAUUGACUGGUAUAUGGAGUUCUUUCCCAUCCCUUCCAACACCACUUCUGACUUCUAUUUUGAGAAGAGUGCCAAUUACUUUGACUCAGAAGUAGCACCAAGGCGGGCUGCCGCACUGCUUUCCAAGGCUAAAAUAAUCACCAUUCUCAUCAACCCGGCAGAUCGGGCUUACUCCUGGUAUCAGCACCAGCGAGCACAUGACGACCCAGUUGCCCUGAAGUACACUUUCCAUGAGGUGAUCACAGCAGGAACUGAGUCCUCACAGAAGCUCCGUACCUUACAGAACCGCUGUCUAGUACCAGGCUGGUAUGCAACCCACAUUGAACGCUGGUUGAAUAAUUUCCAUGCCAACCAGAUUCUUGUCCUGGAUGGCAAGCUGCUACGCACAGAACCAGCCAAAGUGAUGGAAACUGUCCAGAAAUUUCUUGGGGUAACAAACAUCAUAGACUACCACAAAACUCUGGCGUUUGAUCCAAAGAAAGGAUUCUGGUGCCAACUACUGGAGGGAGGGAAAACUAAGUGCUUGGGGAAAAGUAAAGGAAGGAAAUAUCCAGAGAUGGAUUUAGAUUCAAGAGCGUUCCUAAGGGACUAUUACCGGGACCACAACAUAGAGCUAUCCAAGCUACUGUACAAAAUGGGCCAGACACUGCCAACUUGGCUGCGGGAGGAACUUCAGAACACUAGAUAGCCACUUCAUAUUUCCUGUAUUGAGCAAUAGUAGAAUGAGUCCACGGGGAGAAUCUCAAACCUGAAUGUCGAGUCGAAGUGACAUGGUCGGGUGUGAGAUGUACAACCCGGGAACAAGAAUUUUGAGCAAUAUCCAUUCAAGGUCUUCAGGGGAAAUGGGAAAAGGCCCAUACAGUUGAGAUUCUGGCUGUGCCCCUGAGAUCCCUUCCGGUUUCCCCAGGAGCUACACUUUACGGAUGGUGUCAAGGUUGCCUCCCAGUUUGUGUUACCACAUCCUGCUGAAGAGGAUUCCCAGAGGAUCUGCUAUCUCCUCCCCAUUUCCCCAGUUCCCUCUUCUGAAAUAGUAUUACAGCAAGUGACUCCACUCAUCGGAUGGUGGAAAACGAGGGAACAAAGAACUCACCGGGGGCCAGUUUGGAAUUAGCUGCUGUGCCUUGUGAGUUAAGAGGAGAGCGACGACGUGCGUUGGAUGACGUCUGAGCCAGAUGAGGACCCUGCUUCAAAUAAGGACCCAGCUAUGCAGUUUGGGCUCAGACCCAGACUGGACUGAGGCAGUAUAAUAACUGAGUAGAAUUCUUAGCUGAAAGAGGUGUCUUUUGUUUUAUACAAGAUGAUAUUGAAAGACGUUGGCGCUGGCAAUAUUUAGGUUAUCCCAGAUGGAUUUGUUCUUUUCCAUCUUUUUAUUUUGGGGUUGGGUGGGGAUGGAGAUCAGGAAUAACGAUGAGGAACGCACACUCACCUGACAGACUAUGUGGCAAGAGGCUUGUCUGUCCCACCAACCACUCCUGCCUGCAGUCACAGUUUUUUUUUAAAAAAUGUGAGUGGUAUUUUCUGUGGUAAAAGACUGAGGCCCAUCCAGUAUUUUUGCUGCCUUUUAGCAUAUGACCUCAAAAAAGCAACGUAAUCAGGGUGGCAGCGGCAGUGGGUGGGGGAGAUGUGUAGGCAUUGGACUAAUGGCUGCCAAAAGGUUAAGAACACUGAACCUCUUGAGAACGAAAAGAUAUACAGUAUUUUAAUACUUUCCUUUGUGAUCGCUUUUUUGGAUGCCCAUAGUUUGUAUUUCGGAUUCUGGGGUUUGGUUUUGUCCCUUUUGGUGUUGGAGGCGGGUGGGGAGGGGUAAGAUGGCCUAUAGAUUUUGGUGGUCUCCCUGAUAUUUGCAUUUUAAAAGAACUUUUAAAGGAUUGAUAUGUUGUUGCCCCAGUUCCAUGGACUUUGCUUUUUUGGUAUUUUCCAUCAGGGCCCCUUCUUGACUGAAUGACAAGCUCUGCUAACUAGUUGGCCUUUUCAGUUUGCCAAGUAUGUGCAUAUAUAACAAAUUGGCAGACAGGCUGCUGUUGGUAAGUUGUCCAGCUAUAUUUGCAGUUGGCCCAUUUCCUCUCUCUGCCUCAUUUUGGCCAAAGUGACAUUUAAAGCAAAAUCACAAGGGAUUUUGUCACUUGGCUUAUCCUGUCUAAUACAGUUAUUUGUUGGAGGCAUUUAUAAAGAAGGAAUGAAAGACUUGCAGUUCAAACAAAGCUGAGAAAGUUGCAUUAGGAAAGAAAGGAGAGGAUUGACUUUUUUAAAACACAGUUCAUAGGUUGGCUUAAAGAACUAGAAAUGUAGGUACUCUGUCAUCCGUCAGAUCCAAUCCCAGCCAAUUCUGGCAAAUAAUAGCAGCCACCUUGGUCAUGAAGCCCAAUAGAAGGAGCUUAUAGACCAGGCAGUUUUCGUGCCCCUGGACAGUUCAAUAGCGAGACUCUGAGUUCAGAUGGUUUCUUUAUUAUGAAACAGCUUCAGAAAUACGCAUUUAGACUUCUAUUGCCAGAACUAAAGCAUAAGCAACAAAGUGCCCUCCAUUAUAUCCCAUGUCACACCCACCCCCCACCCCCAUGCCUGCCUACCAGUUUCCAAGGCGGGAUGGCACCCAACCAAUCCCAUGUUGCAGAGAUAAUGUAGCCUUCCCCGGGGUCGAAACCUACAUUCCACAGUACUCCCAAGAACUGCAAGUGUCCAGUGAGCUGCUAAGGCAUUGCCUGGGAAGCAAAAGUGCAGGGAGUGAGAAAGUACAACCACAGUAACGAAGAGGGAGGGGAAAAAGAGGAAUUCAGAAGAUUCCACAUUUUGACCGGAAGGCACUGCAGGACCAAAAUUAAAAUGGGCUGAUCAUGACAUACUGCUUCCCUAAUGAUAACCUAGGAGCCAACAGGACGGUGAGGAUAUUUACAGUGGAACUCAGACAUCAAACGAGGGGCUUGAACUUUAGCAGCAUCAACCCACUCAUUCAAAACAAUCAAAUACUGCAAGUGGCUGCGAUACAAACAUGAGUCCACCAUGAGGAUAACCUCAUGGUGCUCCUGCUGAUCAACAAGUAGAGGAGGAUCCACAUCCACUUCUGGGUGCCACCAGUUGGCAGGAGAUGCCUAUUUCAGGAGGCUGGAAUGAAACACAGGGUGCAUACUCCUAUACGUUUUAGGCAAUGUCACAUCUACAGUCACCUCAUUAAUGACACCCACAAUUUUGAAAGGUCCCAAAUAUCGAUGACCCAGCUUGUGGCUGGAUUGAACACAACAUAGAUUCCUAGUGAAGAUAUACACAGAAUCCCCCACCUCAAAACGUACAUCUUUGCAUUUCUCAUCAGCCUGGCAUUUAUAUGUCUCUAGCUUUACUCAAGGCUUUAUGGAUGUGGGCCCAUGAUCCCUGAAUAUUCCCCAACCAGACCAGAAGGUUCUUUGGGCCCUCCCCCUCCAUGAAAGGCAAUGGCUUUCCCUCAUGUCCAUAGACCACUUAGAAAGAUGAUUGGCCAGUACUUUGAUGAACAGCAAUACUGUAAGCAUAUUCAGUAAAUGGAGGAAGUCAUCCAGUUGUCCUGAUGGUAGUUGAUGUAACAGUGUAAGUACUGCUUAAGUACCUGGUUCACUCUCUCUGACUGCCCAUCACUAUCUGGAUAACGGCUGUUCUACCCCCCAAUAAUUUGAAAAUGCAAUGUCAAAAUUUAGUCAUCAGCUGAGCCCCUGUGUCUGAGAUUAUUUUGUUUGGGGCUGAAUGUAAUCUGUAAAUAUAUCUCACAAAUAACUUGGCCAGUCUUUCUGCAUGGGAAGUUGUUUGGAAAUGGUAUCCAGAUUCCUGACUUCCUGUGGCUAGGAGGAAGAUCCGUAAUGAAAUCCAUAGCAAUUACUGCCCAAGGUCUCUGAGGAGCCUCCAACGGUUUGAGCAGCCCCUGGGAUUUCCCCUGCAUACGCUUCACCAUUGCACAGAAAGGAUACCCCCAAACAUAAGCCUCAGCAUCUUUUCAAAGAGAUUUCCACCCAGACUGUCUGCGGAUCAAAUGCUAACUUUUAACAAAUCCAGAUUGUCCAGCAGAUUUUGAGUCAUGCCAAACCUAAACCACCUGUUUGAGGAGGGUUUCAGGAACAUAGAUGCAGAACUCCAACCACAACAGACCAUCCUUCUCAACCAGUCAUGCCUUGAACAAUUCAGCCUCCUUAUUACCCUGGAGAGCGUCAUGAAUUAGUUGGAGCAGGGGUCCAUCAACCUCAACCAUCUGUUGGAAGACGAUUGGAUGCUUCAAAUUCAGCAGCUGCAACCCCAGUCCAGCAGCUACUGCCAGGUUAAUCAGACAGUGCCCACACCCAGACUCUACUGUGGCCUGCAGAAUCACACAAGUCUCUUUGUAAACUCCGUAAGUUUAACUUGAACAAUAAGGGUCCAUUCACCUGUGCUCCAGCACUGUGCUUUCUGACCUGGCCUCCAGUGCCAUCUAGGCAAGAUUGGUCCCAUUUCCCUAUAACCAUGAGGCAGUGGCCUCUUCAUCUGUCAGAUCCUUGGCUGAGGUCUCACUCUGCAGUGCGGAGUCGGGUGCAGCAGUUCCCAGGCCUGGCUGAGAUGCAAGUAUAUAACUUUGAUUGGUUGACUUGGGCGGCUUUUUCUUCUUUCUCACCCCAUUGCUGGUCAGCACCAAGGGCCAGGACCCAAGCUGGGGACAGAAAGCAAUACUAUGUCCUCCCCCCCCCCCCCCCGUAGACACAACCCCAGGUAGUGGCAGUCAUGCUGUGUCUCCUCUCUGGCCUUUGCAUCUCUCACCUUCCCUUUCACUGGGAUCCCUACGCAGCUAUAGCAGUUAGGGGUCCCUUGACAGUGAUUGGAUUGCUGCAUAACCCUAACUCUUCCCCAUCAACCACCAGGUAGAUCCAUCCCAUGAUCGUCCUGGGGUUCCCCUGCACCAGUGACAAUUGCACUGUUGCUUCCAGCCCGUCCAUAAAGAGAUUCACUAAGGUAGCUUCAGGCCAUAUAUGGAUAUGAAUGGCCAAAUGCCAGAACUCAGAGGCAUACUCAACAACGGAUCAGGUCCUUUGUUACAGGCGCUGCAGCUGUGCACAGGCUUUAUCCUCCUGGAAUGAAUCCUCAAAAUUAUCAUGCAGGGGGAGCAUAGAAAGAUCAGAGUGCUCCAACUUGGCUGCACCUACCUCAAAAAGCUCCACAAACCAUGCAGCAGCUUCUUCCAUCAGGGUGCAUACAUAGUGCAUGUAACUUUCCUUCAGUGGCUCCGUUGAAGGAGGCUUUUGAGACCACCCCCACUGAGACCACCCCCAUUGCUCUGCUACUGGAGCUGGGGGUGGUCUCACAGGUGGAGCAGGAACUGACGGCACAGGGACUCCAGGCAGCAGACCAGAAACUGGUUGCACAGGUGACCUGGGCCAACCUCCUGGAGGGCCUGGUGUGAGGGGUUGAACCUGCAGAACUUCCAACUGCUGGCCCAUCUCUCUGAAACCUCGCUGCAUUUUGGCCAUCUCCUUUCUGAGGAUCUCAUUUUUCAGCCUCUAAAUGGCAGAGAUCCUGAUCUAAAACAGUUGACUGGUGGGACUCUGAACUUAGUGACAGAGGUGUAGCUAUGAGGGGAAGGGGUGUGCGUCACACACUGGGUACGCGCCAUUGGGGGCGGGAAAUUGCCCUGCCCCCUUCUCCCCGCCUCGCCAGGCCUGGCCCCGCCCCACCAGCCUUGCCCGUUUUCAGCAGGCAGAAAAAUGUAUGUGGGGGUGGGGCUUGGGUGCCAUUUUGCCCCAGGCACCAUUCCCCCCCCCUAUGGCCCUGCUCAGUGAGUUCAGCUUCAUUCCAUGAUGUGCCCUCCUGAUAGUGCCUCGAUGGAGCAUGCAGCCACAAGGCCCAUGCUGGGUUGGAUGGCAUUACAAAAAUGCUGAGCCAUGGAUGAUGGCUCAGAUCCACAUCGCCAGGUCUUGUGGAGGGUAGGGACCACCCUUGUCUCCAUUCCGGCAUCUGGUUUGGAAAGAUUGGAAGAUUUCCCUCCCUCCGCAUCCUGGGGCUGCUUGGCCUGCUCUUCUGUUGGUAGUGGAGUGGUUCCCCCAUCUGCAGUGGGACUGCUGGCCAUGGCUGUCACCCAGACCAUGUACUCUUGCAGGAUGGGCUCUGAGCAGUUUGAUCCUGCCAGGAGACAUAGCAGGAUCAAACUCAAAAUGGGCUGCUCAUGCCAGCCCUGACAACUUCAACACAGUAAGCUUUUCCCAGUGCCUUGUUUGGUAAUUGAAGGCCACCAAUCAUCUCAUCAGGUUGUUUUCAUGCCUUGCUUGUGGGCACUCUGGAGGCCUUGGUGAACAUUUGGACUUAUCCCACAGCGGUCUUCAGAAGCAAGAAUUUUUCAAAGUAGCAGUUGUUUUGUAAGCCACCCAACAGUCUCCCAUAUGAACACAAGCCUCGCCCUAAACUCAGAGUCUUGUCUUGAAAUAAUUGCAGGUUCUCUUUAUGAGUUCCAUAUUCUUAUCUUGCCUUCUUCCCUCAGUUCACUUAAUGCCCUUAAUUCAGUUUUUGUCAACCAUCUCCAGUCAGUUUGGUUCACAUAAGUAUCUUUCACAUAAGUAUCUUCCUCCUAGAAUGUUCUCCAGGUCACAAAACAUAUGCUGUGGUAAAUACGUUCGUCUUUAAGUUGCCACAAGAUUCCAUUUUGUGUUUGUUUAAACUAACAGGACUUAGUGGAACUAUUAGGGCUCGACAUUUUCUUCCCCUUGACACCAUGCAUGUGUUCCACCUAGUGGUUCAAUCUAGAGUUGCAGAUUUCCUUUCAUUAGUAUUCUCCUUAUUUAAACAUGUUCAAAUAAACAUUGCCCAUAAAGAGUAGGAUAUAAUAUGGUAGAAAAGUUAAUGUGAAUUGAAAGGUGGUGGUGGGGCAAUACCUUCUAAAAUAAAUUAAAUACAGUGUUUGCAUGCAGCUUUCCGUAGCAGUAAGUUCUCAGUAAUUGGAAGAAAAUAAUCAGUCAGUGAAGAAAUCCGCCCUUCCCAGGUAAUCUUGCCUAGACUCGUAUAUCUCCUUUCAGAUGGGAGCAGCCCAGAAGAAAAUGCAGACUGUGGUCUAUUACACAGUGUGCUUCCUGCGUGAUGGGGACAAAUGCCCGUCAUGGCAAGGUUUCUUGUAUGGAUCUGUUUCCCCACUUUCACUGUCCAUUCUCUCCAUGGAAAACAAGACCAUUUUUAGGAUUAUUUUUAAUUUGCUUCUUAGCUAGAUUAGGGAGUGAAUACAACUUUGCCCCAGAGAUCUUCCCUUCUCCCACAGCCAGACUUCCCUCUUCCUCGUGUCACUUUGCACACUUCCCCCCUCACCUCCCUUCCUUGUUGCUGACUGCCUCAACAGAAAAGAAGCUCACUCAUACAACACCGACCUCUAAUUCUCUUGAUAUUUCAAGAUACUGAUGUAAAGAGAGUUUGGAAAUAACAAGACUCUGCCUCUGGUGUCAGCAGCACCAGCUGCAGGAAGUGUUGUAUGGAAGGGAGGGGGAGAGUGUAUCUGCUCUAGGACAGCCCCCUUCUUUAUCAGCCUGUGGUCCAAGGAAUUGCUUUGCCACUUUCAUUGGGGGGGGGGGAUUACUUUUGGAACAGUAAUAUUAAGUGCAGCUUAAAGGGCUAAGUCAGCAGUCUUGACUACUGGAUGUAAUGAGGUCUGUGCCUAAGAAUCAUUUGAUGGGUGGAGUUAAGAGAACCAGGCCUGGAGAGCUUUCUGCAGAAAAACUCCAGGGAAAGGAGGGAGUGCCUCCUUGUGUAUAAACAGAGAAACAUGAGGAGAGACCUCUGCAAGCCCACUGCACAGAGAAGAGUUCUGAGAUAAGCUUUCCACGUGUAAUGGGCCACUGUGUCAUUAUAACGUAAGUCCCUUGUGCAUUGUCCAUUUCUUCUCUCCCUACCCUUGUUCAAGAAAGCUCCUUCCUUCUUGAUACCAUCUGCUAGAAUACAGGCAUUAGAGAAAAGAACCCUCUAACUUGCUCAUAGCUUACCUCCUUACUGUGUUGUUCCUGCAGUCACUGUUCUGGUUUUGGAGCUCAACAGAAACAUGAGGGUAGGAGCACAGCAUUUUGGAGGGGUGGUUCUGCAUUUCUCACUUGUACACUCGUUUUGCUGCUUAAUAAUACAUACACAGAGAUUUAUUCUACUUGUUUGAAGUGGCUCCAUGUUUAAAUAUGCACAUUUGUCACAGUCAUGUCUAGUUGACUCUUGAGCACCUGUAUGCAUUCUAAGAACUGAAGUGUUGCAGAAACACAGUGAUUUUGUGUUCACAUUAGAAACAGAUCUGGCAGUUGGAAUUAUGCAAUUAGAGCAACCAUGUAAGCAUUUUGAAUGGGCUCAUUUUUUGACUUCUUUGCUGCUUUGAAAAUGGAUUCCAGCAGUUGUCUUCCUUGCUCUAUUACAGGUUAGUGAUUCUGGGAGUACCAAUUCUAGCAAGCCAUGACUUUAAAGGUAUGACAAGACUGAGCAAGUCAGCUGGUCAAAUGGGGACAGGGCUUGUAACCCUCAAAGAAAUAGGGUCUUGGCUUCUGAGGGGUGGCUGGUUUGGUGUAACUCAGUAUUGAUUUUUCUUUGGAUUUGGGGCAAAAUUAAUACAGAUGAAUACAAAUGGGAUCAUAGCUUUUCAUAGUCUUUGUAAUGCCAUGAAGGGAGCUGACAGCUAUCCUCACAAAAGAGACUUGCUGGGCAUUUUUGUCCUCCACCAAUUAGGCGUUGGUUAAUUGCUGCUCUUAGUCACUAAGAAAAAUCGAUAAGUUACAGAAACAAGAGUUGGCUGUUAAAAUACAGUUGUAGGAAACACUCACCAGCCAACCUCCAAAGAGACAGUGUCAACAAAGAGAGUACAAGCACUGGUACAGAAAAAAAAAUUAGUUUGAAGAUAAUCUGUUGGGAGGGGUUUUUUCCUGCAGUAAUUGUAAAUCUAUGCUUUUUGUUUCUUCAGAAAUAUGGCACUGUUGGUCAUAUUUUGCUUCAGAACCAGUGCUGAAUAGAGGAAAAAAAAUAUGAAUAUACUCUCUGUCAUUCUCAUACGUGCUUAGUCCAUUUACAGACUAAGCCAGCUUCCAGGGUGGUUUAGAAUAAGAACCCCCCCCCCCGCCCCCAUGAAGUUAAUGAAGUUAAUGAGUUGUGCUAGGAGGAGGGAAGUGUUGGGAUGAUGCUGCACGGGUUGACAAUUUUCCUUGGCUUUACUUCUAACCCUAUGAAGAGGGACAGUGUAGUGGCCAGCAUGUUUAGAUGGCUGGAGUGGAGGACUACUAGGCCAUCAGCACCUCCCCCAAUACAUCUGCAAUGGCUACACAGAAAGUGGGCUGUGUUAUUAUAGUUGAGCAAGAAGAAGUUGCGCUCCCUGAAAAAACAAGUCUGAUGCCACAUGACUGUGAUGCUGUAGUUGGAACAUCCAGAGGGCUUGGGAGAAGGUGGUCUAUUAUAAAAAUAUAACAAAUAAAGCAAGCAAUUUUAGGGCGGUGAUGCAUGUGGAAUAUUUUCCCUGACUUUGUCGAUGGAGUGUUCUUUGCAUCUUAAGAAUAGGAGGCUUCAAACACUGACGUCCCAUUCCUGACCUCGAUGUCUCCAUGUGUGCAUUUUUCCCCUCUACUUUCACCAAUGUCAGGCCACCGGUUUAGAUGCUAAACGACAAGAAAAUCAUGGCCUCCUUUAUGUAAGUGGAAAAUGCAUGUGGUGCUCCUCAAGGGACACUUUGGCAGAUGGAUAAUGUUUGGAGGGUAUUGCAGCCAGCAUACAACAGGUCAAUCAUUGUGAACUACUUUCUGUGAGUUCUAACUAGUAAACUGGGAUAGAAGGUUCUUAUAAAUGAGUAACAUAUGCUUGCAUUUACAUCCGAUUGGUAACCAUCUCCAUCUCAUUAGGUUCUGGCAUUUACACUGCUAAAGCAACCCAUGCAAAAGAUCUAAUCUUGGGCAUCUUUUGGAUUUUUAAAAAAGUAAAUAACGGUGUGAUUUUUGCCUGGACUUGGUCUUUCUACUUAUGUGUUUGGUCAUGGGUAGAGUCAUGCUGAAUUAUUCUUUUUGGGUGAGCAAAUCUUGAUGAGAGUUUAUCAAGUUCUGUACUUUAAAAAGAAACACAACACUUGUCCUGGGGUGAGGGGUUCUUAACAAAAGGAGGAGCCUGCUGUUGGUUCCCAUUCUUAUUUUUGCAUGAGAUUUUGUAUGGUUUCCCAAGGGGAAAAGGAAUAUUUUCUUGGUGGGAGGGAGGACUGGGAAGGGACUAUUUUAAGAAACUUUAUUCCCCCCCUCCCUUAUUUUUAAUCUGUACUUGAACUUCCUUUUGGGUUCUGAAAACUGUGUCACUAAUGUUAAGUCUUAUUGAACUAACUGCUAAUAAAAUGGGGUUAUCUGUUUUUAAA